Messenger RNA from Phanerochaete carnosa HHB-10118-sp, 725 nucleotides. RefSeq lists its product as uncharacterized. The transcript is spliced from 4 exons. The record is from RefSeq and is a predicted model, not a curated record. NCBI's taxonomy places the organism in Eukaryota, Fungi, Basidiomycota, Agaricomycetes, Polyporales, Phanerochaetaceae. The coding region runs from base 68 to 457 and encodes 129 amino acids.
CCCCCAAGACCUUUACGCGUUACCUUUUUACCCGCCCAGCCCCGCCGCUACACGCUUCACGACCGAAAUGAUGUUCACAAAGGCCGUCGCUGCUCUUUUCCUUAGUGCUCUCGCCCAAACAGGCAUGACCUACGCUGCUCCUCUUGAGAAGAGGGACGUCUACUCGCCGCCGGUGCUCUAUCCCCACACUGGCACUGUUUGGUAUUCGGGACAGACUCACAACGUGACAUGGGACAACUCGAACCCACCCACGUCCAUCUCGAACAGGGCGUUCAUCCUCCUCCGUCAGGGCAAUUCCGAGCUACCCGUUGUCCUUGCCCACGACUUUGACCUGCGUGCGGGCCGUGUGGAGGUCGAGGUCCCCGACGUCAUCACCGGGAACUUUAGCAUCGUCUUGUUCGGUGACUCUGGCAACUGGAGCGAAGACUUCCUCAUCAAUGGCCCCAUUGACUUCUAAUCAUCUCAUUCGAACGUUCACGACAAACUCAGACGACUGCCACGGACUUUUUGAACGCACACCCUCACGAACUUUUGCAUCUAACAACUGAACUUUGGCGCUCCGUUACUCGUUGGACUUCGUAGUGCUUUCAUAGCGAACUUUUGCUCGGGGAAUGUGUUAAUAGUACCGCCGUGCUUGGAUCAUUUCGGACCUUAGCAUACUUAAUUACGUAACACCAUAAUACACUGCAUGGAAUCGGUGCUGUCGUGUCAUUGUCUGACGCGAC